AUGGACGCAGAUCAAGCCCAUCUUGAGGCGCUCGGAUACAAGGAGGAGUUCAAACAAGAAUUCGGCCUGUGGUCCACGUUCGCCGUCUCCUUCUCCGUCCUCGGACUCCUCCCCUCCAUUGCAUCCACCCUCUUCUACGGACUGGGAUACGCCGGAACCGCCGGAAUGACGUGGGGCUGGCUCAUCGCCAUGGUCGGCGUGCAGUCGGUCGCCAUGAGCAUGGCAGAACUGUGCUCGUCAAUGCCCACCUCCGGUGGUCUCUACUACGCCGCAGCGGUGCUGGCGCCCCCCAAAUGGGGCCCUCUCAUGUCGUGGCUCACGGGGUGGUCCAACUGGCUCUGCCAGGUCACGGCCGCACCCUCGGUCAACUAUUCUACCGCCUCCAUGAUUCUCGCCCUCAAAACACUGCACGACCCCUCCUACACUGCCAAAACAUGGCACGUGUAUCUGCUCACUCUGGGCAUCAUGUUCUCGCACGGCAUCAUCUCCUCCAUGCCCACACGGUUCAUUGCACGGUUCAACAGUGCCGGAACCCUCAUGAACACCCUGUGUCUGUUUGUGGUGCUGUUCAUGAUUGUCGGCGGCGCCCAGCCCGGAGAAGACGGCCACAAAUUCAACAACUCCCAUGAGGUGUGGUCGUUCAUCGACAACCAGACCGACUGGCCUAACGGAAUCGCCGUGCUCAUGUCCUUCAUCUCCAUCAUCUGGACCAUGUCCGGCUACGACUCUCCUUUCCACCUGGCGGAAGAGUGCUCCAACGCCUCCGUGGCCGCUCCCCGAGCCAUCGUCAUGACCUCCGGAGUCGGAGGACUCAUGGGCUGGGCCUUCCAGAUCGCCAUCGCUUACACGGUCCGAGACGUGGCCGGAGUCACCCAGGACGAGCUCGGCCAGCCCUUUGUCACCUACCUGCAACAGUGUCUGACUCCACGGUUUGUCACCACAAUCACCGCCCUCACCAUCAUCUCGGGCUUCUUCAUGGGCCAGGCCUGCAUGGUGGCAGCGUCGCGAGUCGCCUUUGCCUACUCUCGUGAUGGCUGCUACCCUCUGUCCCACAUCUGGGCCCAGGUCAACCCCUACACCCAGACGCCCGUCAACGCCGUGUGGUUCAACUGGAUCAUUGGUCAGCUGCUUCUGCUUCUCAUGUUUGCUGGUGACACCGCCAUCGGCGCCAUUUUCUCCGUGGGAGCCAUUUCCGGCUACGUGGCCUUCACCAUGCCCAUUGGCAUCAAGGUCUUCUGGUCGUCGGAUAAGUUCAAGCCCGGGCCCUGGAACCUUGGCCGAUGGUCGCGGCCCUGCGGCAUUCUGUCGGUCGCCUAUGUGGCGCUCAUGACCCCCAUUCUGUGUCUGCCCCAGUACAAGGGCAAGAACCUCGAUCUCGACACCAUGAACUGGACCGUGGUGGUCUACUUUGGUCCCAUGCUUCUGGCGUUUGGCUGGUUCAUGAUCGACGCACGAAAGUGGUUCAAGGGCCCCAAGGUCAACGUCCAGCAUGCCAUCCACAAGGACCACGAGCUUGAGGAGCAGUCCACCAAUGGCGUGGAGUUCUUGUCGGGCGUUGAGCCCAGCGGAUCGGGCAACUCCUAUGAGGAGCACUCCAAGGCCAAGGACUGGGCUCGAGCCGACCAGGUUUAG
Yarrowia lipolytica CLIB122 is the source of this 1632-nucleotide messenger RNA. RefSeq lists its product as uncharacterized. Gene Ontology annotation, biological process: transmembrane transport. Gene Ontology annotation, cellular component: membrane. Gene Ontology annotation, molecular function: transmembrane transporter activity. NCBI's taxonomy places the organism in Eukaryota, Fungi, Ascomycota, Dipodascomycetes, Dipodascales. The record is from RefSeq and is a predicted model, not a curated record.